Formica exsecta is the source of this 2205-nucleotide messenger RNA. RefSeq lists its product as uncharacterized. Gene Ontology annotation, molecular function: DNA helicase activity. Gene Ontology annotation, biological process: telomere maintenance; DNA repair. The record is from RefSeq and is a predicted model, not a curated record. The coding region runs from base 1 to 2205 and encodes 734 amino acids. The transcript is spliced from 6 exons. NCBI's taxonomy places the organism in Eukaryota, Metazoa, Arthropoda, Insecta, Hymenoptera, Formicidae.
AUGCGGGAAAUUAAUGUAUUUGCUCAAUCUUAUCAAAUGAUGGGUGAGGAAUUAGAAAAUCAACGGCGUUUAGAAAUGGAAUCUGAUGAAUUAUUACCGGAAUUACAAUUAUUAUUUACUUUAAGGCCAGGUAUGGAUAGACGUCGAUAUAAUGCUCAGAGAACUAAUGAAGUAGCUGCUGUUUUUUAUACAACUGCUGAUGGAGAAAUUCCAGAAUCAUACGUUACAAUACGUAAUAGAAAUACUAAAAUUUUACAAAAAGUUAGUAUUAUGGACCCAAAUGUUGAACCAUGGAUAUAUCCAUUGUUUUAUCCAUAUGGCACUCAAGGAUGGCAUCCAUUAUAUGCUGCACAAAAUGAAAGUCCUUCUUUUGGUCAACUUUUUAUUGUGGAUUCAAAUGAAGCGAUAGAUCAUCGUCUUAAUCAAAAUUCAUAUUUAGAUUUUGAAAAUGCACAAAAUCUUGAACAUAUAAUGCGGGAAAUUAAUGUAUUUGCUCAAUCUUAUCAAAUGAUGGGUGAGGAAUUAGAAAAUCAACGGCGUUUAGAAAUGGAAUCUGGUGAAUUAUUACCGGAAUUACAAUUAUUAUUUACUUUAAGGCCAGAAUUACGUACUGAAACAUAUCAAGGUUUAAAAGAUUAUAUACAAACUAUGGCGAAUAAUUUAAAUGCUCGUAUUGGAAAAAUGGUUGUACUUCCUUCUACAUUUAUUGGAUCGCCGCGUAAUAUGUUACAAAAUUAUCAAGAUGCAAUGGCAAUUGUUAGUAAAUUUGUAAAGGGGGCUACAAGUUUUAAUGAUUUGAGAACUGUAAAUGGAGAAUUUUGUCAAUCAUUUUCUGCGGCAUGUUUGGCGUUAGGUUUAAUCGAAGAUGAUGAUGAAUGGAAACGAGCUAUGAACGAAGCUAUUGGAUGGAUGAUGCCUCGACAACUUCGUAGAUUAUUUAUACGUAUAUUAUUACAUUGUCAGCCACUACAUCCUGAAGAGUUAUGGGAAAAUUUUAAAGUAGCAAUGUCUGAGGAUUACAUUCGACAUUUUGGUAUGUUACAAGGAGAAAAUAAAGCUUAUGCGCAAAUUAAUAGUAUGCUUUGUGCGGAAGGUAAAAAUCUUGCUGAUUAUCCACAAAUGGAACAGUUAAUAGAAAAUAGCGGAGAGGAGGAUUACAUGACUCUUGAAGAAACUAUGGAAAUAGGCACUAAACAAUACAAACAAUUAAAUGAUAAGCAAAAAGAGAUAUCCGGGUGGAUCAUAAUGGAUAAAACAUUUAUAUACACAACUAUCUAUUAUUUAGCUAGAAUUAGAAAUAAACGCGUGUGCACAAUGGCUUUUACGGGCAUUGCAGCGACAUUACUACCUACUGGAAAAACAGUUCAUAAGACAUUUGGAUUAUCGGUUCCAUUAUUUGCUGAUUCAUCAUCUGCUAUUAAAAUCCAGUCAAAAGAAGCUCAAUAUUUGAAGAAAACUGAUAUUUAUAUUUGGGAUGAAACACCAAUGGCACCACGAUAUGCUUUAGAGAUUAUGGAUAGAACAUUGCGUGAUAUUAUGAAUAAUGAUUUUCCUUUUGGUGGAAAAAUUGUUUUAUUAAGUGGUGAUCUCAGACAACUUUUGCCUAUUAAAAUGCAUGCUACUCGAAGUGAAAUUGUGAAUCUUUCUAUUAAAUUUAGUUCUACUUGGAGACAUUUCGUAAAAUUUUCUUUAACACAAAAUAUGCGAGUUCUCCCAGAAGAAAUUGAAUUUGCUCAAUUUUUAUUGGAUAUGGGAAAUGGCAUAUUAAAUGAUUUUAAUGAUAAUAUACAAAUUCCUGAAAGUUGUGUAGCGCCUAUUAAUGCUGAUAUUGUGGAAGAUAUAUAUGGUGAUUUAAUACGAAAAAAGGAGUUUGGUAAAGUAGCUAAAUGUGCGAUACUUUCUGCAAGAAAUGUUGAUGUAGACGAAAUCAAUAAAAAGGUUGUUGAAUUAUUAGAUAUAGCUGAUGAACGAAUUUAUACAAGUGUAGACAGCGCUGUAAAUGAUGAUAAUGGUGAUAUCGGUGAAGCUUUGUUACCAGAAUAUUUAAAUAGUUUAUCUCCACCAUCUCUUCCUCCUCAUGAAUUGCGUUUAAGACCAAAUUCUAUCAUUAUAUUGAUUAGAAAUCUUAGUAUUAAUGAAGGUCUAUGUAAUGGUACUAGAUUAAUGGUUAUAGAGCUUGCAGAUCAUUUAUUGAAGUUCAUGUAA